UUGACAGAUGAAAAUGGACAGAAAUUAUCGAAGACAGCCUGGCAAUUUAUGCAACAAAAACAAGGCCGAUGCACGAAGAAAACAAAUGAGAGCUGAGGCGAUUGAUGUUUAAACCUAGAUGUUUCUUACACUUGAAGAUCUCAAAGCAAGUACCAUUCUUGCUGUACCCAAAACUAUAUCAGGAACAUGAAUUACCUUUAUUCAAACCUAUCAAUACCAUCUCCACAGUAUCCGGCCAUUCCCAAAACAAACGUACAGGAAUGGGAGUAUGUCAUGAGAAGAGAAAUGCAGGAGAUCUUACCAAGUAUCUUUCUGGGCCCAUAUGCUGCUGCCACCAAGAACAAGCGUACACAGUUGUCCCAGUUUGGUAUAUCUCACAUCAUUUGUAUCAGACACCAUGCAGAGGCUAACUAUAUCAAACCGAAUUUCCCAGACCAAUUCAGGUACUUAGUGUUAGAAAUUGCAGACAGCCAUACUGAGAACAUCAUUCGAUUUUUUCCAGAGGUUAAAGAAUUCAUUGAUAAUUGUUUGGAAGGUAAUGGCAAGUGCUUAGUCCAUGGGAAUGCUGGGAUAUCUAGAAGUGCAGCAUUAGUGAUAGCAUACAUAAUGGAGACCUAUGGAUUAGAUUACAGUGAUGCUUUUAGGUAUGUUGGCAACAGGCGAUUUUGUAUAAUACCUAAUGAAGGCUUUCAGCAGCAAUUAAUCGAAUAUGAACCUAUUUGUAAAGCCAGAGCCCAACUAGCAAAGAGAGAUAUCGAAAAACAGGAUUCGCAUAUCACAGGUUUGAAGCGAAGACUAGAUGAUGAUGAUGAUGACGAUAAGGGACAUAUGGCUCAUACAUCAAGUGCAUCAUUAAACGACAUGAUGAUAGCGCCCUCAUGAUGGAGGUAGAUGCCCAGUAAUAUGAUGCUAAAGUUUACUACAUGCCUUGUUUUUCUACAGAAAUGAUAGAGAGGAUGGAUGUAUUAAAGAAAUUGGCUUUUGGACAUGUUGUUUUCCUCGCACACUUUAAUAAUAUUAAUAAUAGCAGAAAUUUAUAGCACUGCAUUUAAAAUAUGGCACCAACGGUGAUUCUGAUUGCAUUGAUUUUAUGAUUAAUCUAGUUUUCAGACUUGAAUGAAAUUUAUUAGGAGACUGUUAAGUAGAAAUAGGUUAUUCCAAAGAUAGGGGUCUGAACAGAAACAGAAUGUUCAUCAUAAGCUUUAAGAUUAUUUCUGAGAGAUGGUUGCUAGUAGGCAGAUUUCAGGGGCGGAUCCAGAGAUGUCCAAAAGAGGGCUAGAAGUAGGGCCGAUUGAGAUGAUAUUAUCCAAGGGGGUCCGGAGGAUGCCCCGCGAAAUUUAUGUGUUCUAGAUUUUGUGUUUUGGUCUAUUUUCGAUCUGUUUUUUUUUCUUUUUCUUUCUUUUUUUUCCUUUUUUUUUAACUUUCCAAAAGGGGCCCCCUAAAUCCAUUUCUCGAUUCAAGGAGGUAAAUUGGAGCAAAAAAGAAAAUUAUAUUCAAAUUUAAGUCUGAGAGGCAAUUUUCGACCAUCCAUAGGUGCUCCCUGGGCCAUCUAUUUUUUGAACUUCUGGAUCAGUUACUGUACUGUUAUUUUUCCUUUAGCCACCAGCUUUUGAAAGCACAUUGCCAUCACUAACGAAUACUUAUGUAUCAGUUGAUAUUACCACACUAAUACCGGGAGAGGUAAUAAGAACAUACAGUACCAGCUAAACAUGGUUUGCUGGCCGAACAAAGUGCAAGGGGCAGGCGAGCAUAAGGGAUUAGAUACUGCAAAAAAAUAUGAUGGGUCAUUUAACAAAUUGUUGUAAUUGAUGUAAUAGUGAUACCAAUGUUGAAUAGUGUAAAACAUGAGCAUCAAAUUUCAAGGAUCUUAUAAAUGUUGCUGUGCAAUUUACUGUCAAAUUAUUAUAUGGGUUGUGGCUAGUGUUGAAAAUCACAACUGAGGAUUUUAAGGAAAGGGAAUUAAAAACUAAUACAGUAUAUAUAUCAAAUGUAAUCCAUUUUUUUAACAAAGAGUCAAUGAAGUUCAGUAAGGAUAGGGGGUAAUAUGUUUCCAGGAGUGAGGGAACAAAUUCUGCAGUCAAAAUAAAAAAAAGGGUUUUGUAGAAUAUAGUGAGAGAAAUGAUGAACAUUGUUUUCAGAUAGUGGUAGAGAUUUUCUUGCUGAGAUAUUCUACAUAUGAGUUUUUAAUUAAAAAAAUGUUUUUUACUUACUUGAUACUUCUUGUCGAGUUGAAGGGCCUUCAACUUCUUUUUUUAAUAUAUUAUCUUUUAAAAAUUUGUAUUAUCCCCUAAGUUCUUAUUGAUUCAACAUAAAAAAAAAUAUUUCUAAUAUCAAACUUCACUUGUUUAUGAUAAAUCUCCAACAGUACUAGGACAAUUUUAAUUGAAUUCUUUAAUUCUUUAAUGAAAAGAUAGAAGGAAGUAAAUGUUAAAAAAUAAAAUAUUAAAUAUUGAUAUAAUAUCGAUUAUGAAUUGUUUACAUUAAUACAAAACAAAUUUUGUAAGAAACAAAUUGUACAUUUAGGACCAUAAUUAUUAAUAUAUAAUUACCAGAAUGAAGAGUAUCGUAUCUCUAUACUAAGAGCCCAAAAUUGACUUUUGUCUGGAAAACAAGACAAAAUAUGCUUAUGUUAUAUUAUUAAUUUUAAUGACUAAUGCAGUGAUUUAUUGAUUGAUUGAUUGAUUGUUGAAGAUAUGCAUGCAACAAUUCAAUAUUACUGUACAGUAUAUUGGAUUUUUGGGGUGUUCGGUCAUUUUUAAAAUACCAAUAUUAAAUUUUGAUAUUAUUCAUUGCUAGUGGCGUUACUAGGGACGGUGAGUGGGUGCUUACUGUGCCUGAGCACCUCCUUUUUGUUCAGUCGUUAAAAAGAUUAUUAAAUUAAUAAAGUAAGUUACUUCAGACAUUAAAAGCCAACUUAUGUUGCAGUCAUAGGCAUCUAUGUGCCCCGUCCUUAUUUUGCACCAUAUGUUCAGUAGAUUCAGGCCUAGUUCUGACAAGGUGGAUAAACCCGGCUCAAUUCACCGGGUUUAUCCACCUGCCAGUCUGAACUAGGUGGCUUAUCUCAACCCGGGCUGUGUUCCUAUAGUAACUAGGCCUGGUGCGCCACCGUGUUUAACUUUUCUAAGCAAGGCUUUAAUCGUUGCGGGGGGUUCUUGCAUUGACUUCGGGUGACAAAAUGACCAAUCAGCAUUCAAUUACGUACGCUGCGAGCUAGCGUACGUUUUGCAAGCGAUGUUUUGAAACACGUUUCCUGGUUACGGUUCAUUAUUAUGCAAAUUCUUGCCUGGCUAAACCCAGUUAAAGUUUGAGCUGGGCUUAACUCAAGCCUGGUUUAUCUCCAAGUCUGAACGUAGCCAUAAUAUUUCUAUUAUGCACCCCUCCUUUAAAAAUCCUGGAUAUGCCACUGAUUGGGUCUACUGUAGAUGUUUUUUUUUAUGAUACACUAUUUAAUUUCUAGAUUACAGUAUUCAUAUUUGCAGUGUUUUUUGCUAGAUGGAUUUGAAUUUUGAACAAGAGCUUUGUAAUUUAAUAGUUACAAAUUAGAUGUAAUAUAUUAUUUGUUUUCCAACAGUAUGAACAUGGAUUAAUAGGUCUGUGGUACGAACACUAAAUAUAUUAGAAAUGAUUAUAUUCCUCAUAUCUGUUUUUAGGAUUGUCUUGUUUCCUUAUGAAAAUCUAAAUGAAAUGCUUUAAUAAUUCAUCAUUUGUGACCAAUUUCAUGAUUUCCAAAGAAAAGGGAUAGUGUUGAUUGAAAGAUGAAUUAGUGAUGAGUGCAAUAAAAGCUAUUAAAACAUAUA
This is a messenger RNA of Anneissia japonica, 3797 nucleotides long. RefSeq names its product serine/threonine/tyrosine-interacting protein A-like. NCBI's taxonomy places the organism in Eukaryota, Metazoa, Echinodermata, Crinoidea, Comatulida, Comatulidae. The record is from RefSeq and is a predicted model, not a curated record. Gene Ontology annotation, molecular function: F-box domain binding; protein tyrosine/serine/threonine phosphatase activity. Gene Ontology annotation, biological process: negative regulation of SCF-dependent proteasomal ubiquitin-dependent catabolic process; negative regulation of protein binding; regulation of ERK1 and ERK2 cascade. Bases 187 to 882 code for a protein of 231 amino acids. The transcript is spliced from 11 exons. Gene Ontology annotation, cellular component: cytoplasm; nucleoplasm.